Messenger RNA from Andrographis paniculata, 747 nucleotides. Its product is annotated as bZIP transcription factor 11-like. Gene Ontology annotation, biological process: positive regulation of DNA-templated transcription. NCBI's taxonomy places the organism in Eukaryota, Viridiplantae, Streptophyta, Magnoliopsida, Lamiales, Acanthaceae. The transcript has a single exon. The coding region runs from base 37 to 603 and encodes 188 amino acids. The record is from RefSeq and is a predicted model, not a curated record. Gene Ontology annotation, molecular function: DNA-binding transcription factor activity; transcription cis-regulatory region binding. Gene Ontology annotation, cellular component: nucleus.
CCUUCCAACCCACCCCUCCGAACCGGUUUUCCGGCGAUGUUUUUCCCCGAGUCACCGCUCGGUAGCCCCUUCCAAACCGGGUUCCCGCAGUGGGAACCGUUUGAUCCGCCGGUUCUCUUCCCGGUCGACGAAGAACCGGCUGUCUUCACCCCACAAUCCUCCACAGAACCCGUCAGUUCCAACUCCGGUUCCGACGAACCGCCCUGCGAUUCCUUAACCGUUACGCCCGGUCCGGACUCGGUCUCGGUUAUAGACGAACGGAAGCGGCGGCGCAUGAUAUCGAACCGGUUGUCGGCUCGGCGGUCUCGGAUGAGAAAACAGAAGCAUCUGGAGAACCUGCGGAGCCUAUUGAACGGGCUCCGGUUCGAGAACCGGGAACGUACGGUUCGAGUCCGGUUUAUGGCGCAGCAGAACCUAAUAGUCCGAGUCGAGAACGAGCAUCUCCGGUCGGAGGCGGCGGCGCUCCGGCGUCGGCUGUGGGACAUCCGGCAGGUCCUGCUGGUCCGGGAGCUUCAGCAGCAAUUGAACUCCUCAUCUGCAAUAGUGCCACUAAAUAAUAACUAUAAUGGAGGACAAUUUAAACACCACUCUUUAAUUACAUGAAAUUUAUUUAAAUCAAUAAAAUUUUAGACGAAACCCUAAAGCCCUUUUGUGCUGCUUUUGAGGGAUAAUUUUAUUAAUUAAAGAGUGAAUUAUAUAUGGAUGUGUAAUUAAAGUAAUUAUGUUCCAAAUUUGGUACAAAUUCUC